AUGGCGACCUCUGAAGCGAAAUAUCCUGUAUCCAAAGACUUUAUGAAGAAACGCUUCGAGGAAGAUCGCAAGUUUGCCUUCGAGAAUUACGUCUCCCUCUAUCACGUCUGCUUCAAGCCGGCUACAGCUCCAGGUCCCUAUGGAAGGAAAUCGUCGUCAUUUUUCCACAAGCAAGGCGUCAACGAAUGUAAAGAGCGUUUGGAGCGGUGGACUACUGAGACUGUGCGUGCUGGGGCGGAAAAGGAACUCCCAGAUGAUAUGCUGGAGUACGGACUGCGGUUAGCCUCGGGUACACCCGCUACGUGCGACGCUGAAGCCGCGUAUGACAUCUUCACCAAGAUCAUCGGCGACGCUGCCCAGCCCGCCUCUGCACGCGCCAUCGCUGCCAAUCUUACAUUUAUGCUCAUUAGACGCAAGAUCUGUGCGUUGGAGGAGCAGGGAAGCACAGAGGCAGAGGCAGCAGAUAGGGUCGACAACUAUGGCAAAGCCUUUGCGCUCAUUGAGAUCAGCGCUAUGUUCGGGCUCUUCGCAUGGUGUGGCCUGUAUCUCGUCCAGGUGCAAGAGCGACGAGUUGAAGGAUGUGCACCCAAAAACUGGUUGGAGGGCACCGCUAACCUCCGAAAGGCAUACGAUGCCUUCCGCGAAGAGACUGGCACGCAGCGUAUGAUAUCUACCAUGUGUUCAGUGUGCGAUAAAACUGUCAAGCUAAAGAGGUGCGGUGGACACUGUCCGCAGGAGAAGAAACCGCGCUAUUGUGGACACGCAUGUCAGAAGGCGGAUUGGCCAAAGCAUCGCAGGUGGUGUAAACCAGAAAAAGGCAGCGUGGACAGUGACGAGGAGUGGACAACGGACUCGGAGCGUGAGGAUUGGGAGUAUAGUUCUGGAGAUGAGCUUUAA
This is a messenger RNA of Cyclocybe aegerita, 897 nucleotides long. NCBI's taxonomy places the organism in Eukaryota, Fungi, Basidiomycota, Agaricomycetes, Agaricales, Hemipholiotaceae. The record is from the annotation of a GenBank genome assembly.